Racocetra persica is the source of this 502-nucleotide messenger RNA. NCBI's taxonomy places the organism in Eukaryota, Fungi, Glomeromycota, Glomeromycetes, Diversisporales, Gigasporaceae. The record is from the annotation of a GenBank genome assembly.
GAAUCAUAUCAAAAAUUACAAGAAAGUUUACAACAAUUUAUUCCUCUUAUCAACUUUACAGUAAUUUCUUCAAGCGAUUUUUAUUAUAAAGUUAUACCAUUUCAACUCAUUCUUCCAAGUGAUCUAUACGAUGAUUUACUUAAAUUUCAUUUAGCACCUCAAAUCAAUCCAACACACCCAUUUUUACGCUCUCCAAAAAGGAAUCAACCGUUCCAAUCAAUAUUUAUUAAUAACAAUCACGCAGCUUGGAUAAUGAGUCAAAUUGAUUACGAUCAACCAGCCAUAACUUACAAUGGAAAUAAUCCAAAAUUACUUCCUUAUGAUCUUAAAUUAUUAGUACGUGGUAGCAAUGGUUGUAUGUCAGAUGAAAUAUUUCAUAAUUGUUGCGAUUUGAAAGGACCUACUAUUACUAUAAUUAAAGUUAAGGAUAUGGAUGAAAUUUUGGGAGGAUAUAAUCCCCUAUCAUGGGACUACAGCACAAAAUGGGCAGAGACUUCUUCUA